AUGUUGAAAUUGUUUUUCUUUGUUGUUCUCGCCCGGGUUGCCCUGGCGAGUGAUGUGAUUGAAUUCACGGAUGACGAUUUUGACAGUAAAAUUGGAGACCACGGGAUGAUUCUCGUGGAAUUCUUUGCGCCAUGGUGUGGCCAUUGUAAAAAACUAGCUCCGGAGUAUGAGGUGGCAGCCACACGUCUGAAAGGCAUCGUCGGAUUGGCCAAGGUCGACUGCACGGUCCACAACAACGUCUGCCAGAAAUACGGAGUCAGCGGUUACCCAACACUGAAGAUCUUCAGAGAUGGAGAGGACGCUGGUGCCUACGAUGGACCCAGAAAUGCAGAUGGAAUUGUCAGCCAUCUUAAAAAGCAGGCCGGCCCAGCUUCUGUGGAGCUCAAGACCGAGGCAGAUUUCACAAAGUAUGUCGGAGACCGUGACGCAAGUGUUGUGGGUUUCUUUGCUGACGGUGGAAGCCCAGCCAAAGCAGAGUUCCUGAAGUCGGCCAGUGCCCUCCGAGAGUCCUUCCGCUUUGCACACACCAACUCAGAGGAGCUUCUCCAGAAGCAUGGCGUGGAGGGAGAGGGAAUCAUUCUGUUCCGUCCAUCACGCCUCAACAACAAAUUUGAAGAGAGCAGUGUGAAGUUCAGCGAGGACACGUUUACCAACGCCAAGAUCAAGCCGUUCAUCCAGGACAACAUCUUUGGAAUGUGCCCCCACAUGACUGACGACAACAAGGACCAAAUGAAGGGCAAGGACCUGCUGGUGGCCUACUACGAUGUGGACUACGAGAAGAACCCCAAAGGCUCCAACUACUGGAGGAACCGGGUAAUGAAGGUGGCUAAGGGUUUCCUGGACCAGGGGAACAAGCUGAACUUUGCUGUGGCCAGCAAGAACAGCUUUAGCCAAGACAUCGCUGAGAUGGGCCUGGACGCCAGCUCCGGGGAGCUUCCCGUGGUCGGUAUCCGCACCGCCAAGGGAGACAAAUACGUCAUGACCGAGGAGUUCUCACGUGACGGCAAGGCCCUGGAGCGUUUUCUGCAGGACUACUUUGACGGCAAGCUGAAGCGUUACCUCAAGUCUGAGCCAAUCCCUGAGAACAACGACGGCCCAGUCAAGACUGUGGUAGCUGAGAACUUUGACGCCAUUGUGAACGAGGAGGACAAGGACGUGCUGAUUGAGUUCUACGCCCCCUGGUGUGGUCACUGCAAGAGCCUGGAACCCAAGUGGAAAGAGCUGGGAGAGAAGCUGUCCAGUGAUCCCAACAUUGUCAUCGCAAAGAUGGAUGCCACAGCCAAUGACGUGCCAUCUCAAUACGAAGUCAGAGGAUUCCCCACCAUCUUCUUCUCUCCAGCUGGACAGAAAAUGAGCCCGAAGAAAUACGAGGGAGGUCGCGAGGUCAGUGACUUCAUCUCCUACCUGAAGGAGGAGGCCACCAACCCCCUGGUGGCUCAGGAAGAGGAGACGUCCAAGAAGAAGAAGAUCGAGCUAUAG
This is a messenger RNA of Oncorhynchus mykiss (rainbow trout), 1479 nucleotides long. Its product is annotated as ERp57. Gene Ontology annotation, cellular component: endoplasmic reticulum; cell surface. The record is from RefSeq and is marked provisional. Gene Ontology annotation, biological process: response to endoplasmic reticulum stress; protein folding. Lineage: Eukaryota; Metazoa; Chordata; Actinopteri; Salmoniformes; Salmonidae. Gene Ontology annotation, molecular function: protein disulfide isomerase activity.